Messenger RNA from Salvia splendens (bonfire salvia), 1632 nucleotides. Its product is annotated as F-box/kelch-repeat protein SKIP6. Bases 26 to 1129 code for a protein of 367 amino acids. The record is from RefSeq and is a predicted model, not a curated record. The transcript has a single exon. Gene Ontology annotation, molecular function: protein binding. NCBI's taxonomy places the organism in Eukaryota, Viridiplantae, Streptophyta, Magnoliopsida, Lamiales, Lamiaceae.
AGUAAAAUUCCCUUAAAUUUUAAGUAUGGCGGAGCAAACCACCGCCGCCGCUGGGGCCGGGUCCCCAGUUUCAGCUCCACCCCCACUGAUUCAGAACUUCCCGGACGAUAUCUCAAUCCAGAUCCUUGCCAGAGUGCCGCGCUUCCGCCACCCCUUCCUCUCUCUAGUCUCAAAAUCGUGGCGCGCCGCCGUCAAUUCACCGGAGCUCUUCCGCACCCGAUCUCUCCUCCGUACAUCCCAAUCAUCUCUCUACCUCAAUCUCCGGAUCAAUUCUUCUUUCAACUGGUAUUCCGAGCGAAACCCCCAAAAUUCGAAGCGCAGUUUCACUCCCAUCCCCUCAAUCCCUCAGCACCCCGUUGGAUCAUCAGUUUUAGCCCUAGGCCCCAAAAUAUACGUAAUCGGCGGCUCUCUCAGCGAUAUUCCUUCGAACAAUGUCUGGAUCUUCGAUUGUCGGUCGAAUAAUUGGCAAUUAGGGCAUAGAAUGAGGGUUUCUCGGGAAUUUUCCGCGUCGGGGGAAUUGGACGGGAAGAUAUAUGUAAUGGGCGGGUGUAAUGUCGAUAACUGGUCUCGAUCGAUCAAUUGGGCGGAGGUUUUUGAUCCAGCGACGGGGUUGUGGGCUGCGAUUCCGAGUGAGAUUGAGCUGAGGGAUAAGUGGAUGCACGCGAGCGCGGUAAUUGGGACUAGGUUAUAUGCAAUGGCGGAUAGAGGUGGUGUGGUGCUCGACAUCGGGCGGGGCGGGUGGGGGAAUGUGCCUAAGAGCCUGGAUUUGGGGUGGAGGGGCCGAGCCGCGGUGGUGGACAAUGUGCUGUAUUGUUACGAUUAUUUGGGGAAGAUUCACGGGUAUGAUGUGGAGGAGGAUGUGUGGAAGGAGCUGAGAGGGGUGGAGAAAGGGCUGCUGAAGUUCUUGUGCGGCUCGACAAUGGUGAAUUUGGAUGGGAAGCUGUGUGUUGUGUGGGAAGGGAAAGGGAAAGGGAAAGGGAAUGGGAAAGAGGUGGAUAUAAUGUGUGCGGAGAUUGAGGUGAGGAGGGAUGGAGACGGAGGGCUGAGUGGCGUGGUAUUGAGGUCGGAUGUGAUUCUUGUUGUGCCUAAAGGGGCUACCAUCUCUCAUUGCUUGGCUGUUGAGUUUUGACGGGUAUGGGGUGGAGGGGUCGGUUCGCGGUGGUGGACAGUGUGCUGUAUUAAUAUGAUUAUAUGGGUAAGAUUCGUGGGUAUGAUGAGGAGGAGGAUGUGUUGAAGGAGCUGAGAGGGGUGGAGAAAGGGCUCCCGAAUUUUCUGUGCAGCUUAACAAUGGUGAAUUUGGAUGGGAAGCUGUGUGGUGUGGGAAGGGAUGGAGACGGAGGGCUGAGUUGCGCGAUAUUGAGGUUGGAUGUGAUUCUUGUCGUGCCUAAAGGGGCUACUAUCUCGCAUUGCUCGGACUGGAUGAUAAGGUUAGGCAGCACCUUCAUCUCCUUCUUCGUUUUUGUGGUCUGUUUUGAUCAGUAUGUUUCACCAUUUUAUGAUGUUUCAUUUGUCUUUCAAGUUGUGAAGUGAUAUGUAUUGGUUCUGUGUCAAUAAAGAUUGUUACUGUUACCACUUACUUUAGCAAGAUUUUAUUGGAUUUGAUACUAAUUAGUGAUGAAGCACUGAGCUAAA